UACGUCACGCCCGAAAAUUUAUUUCCCACGUCGUACGUCCUACCGAUCAGUCGGCGCGUGAAGAACAGUAUCAAGGCGCAGUGGUUCGCCGACUGGCGCGCCAUCGCCGACUGCUUCCUGCGCUUCCCGGACCCCCGUAGAAGAUUAGACGGCUCGGAAGGGUUGGCGUCGCGAUUAUCGACGGCGUGUUCCAAUGAGCUCCAGUUCGUCCCCAGUGGCCCUAGACGUUUACCCUCACCGUUCGCAUUGUCACUCAUCGACCGGGCCUUCCAUUCCGCGUAUCUGGAUCCGGCGCGGCACGCGCGGUUGCGCGAUUAUGUGCUGGACCAGUACGUUCCUGGGCAGUUCGGCGACGUCUGCGAGCGAUUGGGAUCAUGGCGCGUCGCCGAGGCCGUACGCAUGUCCAUGGGCUCGCCGCUAGAUGCGCGCCCUAGGCGCCUCCAGACGUUCUUCGACCCGUUGACGCCGGAGUACGACGCGAUGGUCGCCUGCCACAACGUCGAGUAUCCCAUAAAACACCCGGACUGGCGGCGGGCGGGCCUGCCCGGCGAUUUAGGGUUGGACGGGCCGUGCGACUAGCAUCCGGGGGCUGCGUCGUCGGGUUGAGACUAACAGUUUGUGUGUAUAGAUAAAUCCCCGGACCGCCCCUAUGUCGAGGCUACGAGCGAUUCCUGCGCGGCGCGGUUUUUCCCAUUUGUACGUGUCCAAUUGAUCUCUUUGGACCAGUAGCGAAGGAACGAUACUCAAACGGCUGCUUGCGUCCUUGCUAGUGUCUUACAGGCCCUAGCUAAGUUGUGAAAGCUUUUGCCUUGCAAGUGCAGCCACAAGCGGUCCCCCGCGGUGCAGCCAGACCAUCAAAAGCAGCAUUCCGAAGCGAGCUCUUGCAGGCGUGAAGUCAGCGUGCAGUAAUACGAGCUACGUGUGCACCAAUCAUGCCAUCUCUAAGACUGCUACUUGCACUCGCGCUCGCGACGACGGCGUCGGCGCUGCACGAGACUCGUGCGAGGAGCAUAGCGCUGCGCGGCGGCAGCGACGACGACGGCGAAGGCCUCUUCGGCGGCGAACCAGUGGACGACGACGACGACGACGAGGAGACGAAGGCCUCGAAGCGCUACGCGGCCGCAGUCGCGCAACUAAAGAAGGAGGGCGGCGAGUGCGAGGCGCUCGACGAGUUCGAGGCCGAGUCGCUCAAGCCGGACCGCGACGAGUCGAAACUCGCGGUGCUCUGGAUGGAUGUGAAGCUCCAGAACCUCCAGAAGAAGCGGCCCGAGGACUACAAACCCGGCGACGCGGCGCAUGCCUACGCCCGCGGCGUCGCCUUCCUCGCAACGGAGUGCGGCGCCUACGUCGAGGCCGAGAAGAUAUCCGUCGAGACGCACGACGCGUUCUGCGAGCGGUGCGCCCAGGCGCUCGAUGUUGAUGUGAAGAUUUUUCGGGAGACGCUGGCCGAGUUCGAGGCGAGUCUAGGAAAACAGUUGCACGAAGGCGUCGCGCAACGCGUCAAGGCGUUGCGGGCGGCGCUGGACGACGAAGGCUUCGCGGAGAAAGCUUUCGCGUCACUACAGAAACGCGAGUCGAAGAUCCUCGAGAUGGUAUCUGACGUGUCGAAGGUGGAGGAUUUGCGCAAGGACAUGCUCGCGAACCUCGAUCAGGCGGCCGGCGACGCAGUCGCCGAGGCCGCCAUGUGCCAGCAGCUGAUCCCCGCCGUGGAGGCGAUGCUCGGGGAGAGGUUG
This is a messenger RNA of Pelagomonas calceolata, 1733 nucleotides long. Lineage: Eukaryota; Pelagophyceae; Pelagomonadales; Pelagomonadaceae. The record is from the annotation of a GenBank genome assembly.